CACACCGACCAGCCGACAGCCCCUGCCCGAUCCCCAAACCCAUCCACCGCGUCCAUCCUACUCCACCUCCGAACCAAGGAACCAAGCCAUGGAGCAUGGCGAUGCUGCCACCGGCAGCGGCAGCCGCAGCGGUGCGGGAACGAGCAUCCAGGUCACGGCUCUGGACGGCAUCGUGAACGUGAACUCUCUCUUCACCCUCGCCGCGUUCCUCGGCUUGGCGUGGCGCCCCUCCUCCGACGGGCCCGGCCUCGCCGACGGCGCCGACCACCUGGGCGCCUGCGCCGCCGGGGACCGCAUCGAGUCUGACCUCGUCUCCUUUCACGUCCUCGCCUUUGCCUGUUUCCUGUUCUCCAGCCUCGUCGCGCUCUGCCUCAAGCAGAUCGUCCGCACCUUUCCCCACUACCGCCGUGCCUCCUCCGCGGCCGCUGGAGCCGCCGUCAGCUGGACGGUGAAGAUCAACCGGGCAGCCCUCCGGGUCGGGAUCUUGGCGUCCGCGGUGGGAUCCGUGUGCGGAUGCGGGUUCCUGACGAUGGCCCUCGUCAACGUGGUGCAGGUGAAGCUCGGGCGGCUCGGCUGCGGCGCCGGCGGCUCCGCGGCAUGGGGCGCCGUCAUCCCGCUCGUCACGCUCGUGCCUUCCGCCAUGCUGAUCUACAUUGGCAUCGUCUUCUACGCCUUCACCCGCUAGCUGUAGCCGGAUCCAGUAACUCCACUUAAUGCUUCGUUUGCAUUUUCUUAUGCUUAGAUUAUGCGUCUGUCAGUCUGUGUGAUCACUGGUGAGAUGCAGUAAGAUUGCAGCUGAGUUAGAUUAUGCAGUAAGAUGCGUCUGUGUACGUGUAUCAGUGUGUUUAUGCUUGUGUUCUUGGUGUUCUUUAACACAAAUUUGGCAAGCUUAGCAUAGAGGUAGUUGUCAUUCACAAUUUUGGCCAGCUCAGGAAAAUGUCAUCCAUACCACUCGUUGCAUUACAUUGUUAUGGUUAUAAACAACAAUCUGUACAACCAGAAAAUAUAAGGUUCACAUUCAGUUAAA
Triticum aestivum (bread wheat) is the source of this 1027-nucleotide messenger RNA. RefSeq lists its product as uncharacterized. The record is from RefSeq and is a predicted model, not a curated record. Lineage: Eukaryota; Viridiplantae; Streptophyta; Magnoliopsida; Poales; Poaceae. The transcript has 2 exons. Bases 89 to 685 code for a protein of 198 amino acids.